This is a messenger RNA of Arthroderma uncinatum, 2532 nucleotides long. RefSeq lists its product as uncharacterized. Lineage: Eukaryota; Fungi; Ascomycota; Eurotiomycetes; Onygenales; Arthrodermataceae. The record is from RefSeq and is a predicted model, not a curated record. The transcript has 4 exons. Gene Ontology annotation, cellular component: plasma membrane. Gene Ontology annotation, molecular function: calcium-activated cation channel activity. Bases 1 to 2532 code for a protein of 843 amino acids.
AUGACGUCCCAGGCUCUGUAUUCGCUCGCAGCCACAGCAGCCACCGCAACAAGCGGCUUGGUGCACUCGUUCGCGACAGCUGCGCCUGGGGAGCCGGAUGAGCCUAGAUAUCAGGACCAGGCGCGAGGUCAGCGUGAUUUAGUCACUCAGAUUGUGAUCAGCGUCACAUUCGGAUUCAGUGCCUUCAUCACCUUCUGUAUUCUACGGCCCAAAUGGAGUGCUCUUUAUGCAGCGCGGCGGAAGAUGAGGAGUGCUGCGUCGAGGCUGCCUGACCUCCCGGAUUCAAUGUUUGGAUGGAUUCCGGUGUUAUACAAGAUCAGUGAUGAGGAAGUUCUAGCUUCAGGAGGACUAGAUGCAUAUGUGUUUCUGCUAUUUUACAAAUACUCCAUCCACUUCCUUUCGAUCGUCUUUUUCUUUUCCGUCGUCGUUAUUCUCCCAGUGCGUUAUUCGUACACCGGAGAGACAGGAUAUCCAUGGGAUGGUGACAAAGGAGAAGAUCCCGAUGAUUCAGACAAGAAGCCAAAAACCGACCCAACGUUUCUCUGGCUGUAUGUUGUGUUUUCUUACGUAUUUACCGCAGUGGCGGCCCACCUCCUUAUCCGCUACACGAAUCGAAUCAUACAAAUACGACAAAAGUAUCUGGGAGGACAAACCUCUAUGGCAGAUAGAACAAUUCGGCUUUCUGGGAUUCCCGUUGAAAUGCAGUCCGAGGAGAAAAUUCAAGCUUUCAUCGAGGGAUUGGAAAUUGGAAAGGUCGAAAGUGUUAUGCUAUGCCGUGACUGGAGGGAGCUGGAUAGAUUGAUGGAAGAACGGAAACGCACCCUUCAGCGUCUUGAAAAGGCAUGGGCGAAAUACCUUCGGUACCGAGGAGGUAAACUAGGUGUGCAGACUAACAGAGCUGCUCGGAUACCGUCAGCAGUUGACGCGGAUGACGCAGCAGAGGAUGCUCGGCUGCUAUCCGAUAGCCAUAAUAUAGAGGCAGCCCAUGUCUCGGAAUGCUCACAAGCUCGACCCAAGACUAGGUUAUGGUUUGGUCCUCUGAAGCUCCGGUUUAAAUCCAUCGAUGCUAUCGACUACUACGAAGAAAAACUGCGUCGGCUGGACGAAAAUAUCGAGGUCGCUCGUCAAAAGGAAUGCCCACCCGGGGCUUUGGCAUUUGUCACAAUGGAAUCUAUUGCUGCCUGUCAAAUGGCGGUUCAAGCUAUCCUCGACCCUUGGCCGAUGCAACUUGUCGCCAAUUUAGCACCCGCCCCAGCAGACGUAGUCUGGCAACACACCUAUCUAUCCCGGGCUGAAAGAAUGAUACGAGGCUGGACUAUUUCUACUAUCAUUUGUGUCCUUACCGUUUUCUGGUCUCUUUUUUUGAUUCCACUGGCCUACCUGCUUAAUUUGGAGACCCUUGAGAAGGUAAUUCCACGGCUCGCCGAGACGUUGGCUGAACACCCGUUGCUCAGGUCCCUGAUGCAAACUGGUCUUCCAACUUUGACACUCUCUUUGCUCGCAUUGGCAGUUCCAUAUAUAUACGACUGGUUGGCCAACGUGCAAGGCAUGACCUCCCAGGGAGAUGUGGAGCUAUCUGUCAUCUCAAAGAAUUUCUUCUUUACAUUCUUUAAUCUUUUCCUUGUCUUUACAGUCUUUGCGACAGCCUCGAAUUUCUAUCGUCUUUGGGAAAAUCUCCGUGAUGUCUUCAAAGAUACAACAACCAUAGCCUUCGCGCUAGCUCGCUCCCUUGAGAAGCUUGCGCCCUUCUAUACUAACCUAAUAGUUCUACAAGGUCUAGGUUUAUUUCCUUUCCGCCUGUUGGAAUUUGGAAGUGUGUUCUUAUAUCCUUUCCAACGGAUGUGCGCAGUCACUCCUCGCGAUUAUGCUGAUCUAAGAAAGCCUCCGAUCUUUUGCUACGGUUUCGCACUGCCACCUACCAUUUUUAUUUUCAUUGUCUGCCUUGUGUACAGCGUUUUCCCAAGCUCAUGGCUCGUUUGCCUCUUUGGACUGAUAUACUUCAACAUUGGCCAAUUCAUAUACAAAUACCAACUUCUAUACGCCAUGGAUCAUCAGCAGCACUCCACUGGCCGAGCAUGGCCAAUGAUCUGUAGCCGAAUCAUACUUGGCUUGGUGGUGUUCCAGUUGACAAUGAUCGGGAGUCUUGCUCUUCGAUCGGCCAUCACACGGUCCAUCAUGAUAAUCCCAUUGCUGUGUGCAACAGUCUGGUUUUCAUACUUUUUCUCUCGCACAUAUGACCCGCUGAUGAAUUUCAUCGCUCUCCGAAGCAUCGAUCGUGGCCGUACGACUGACAGCGACGAAUCGCCAACGCCCACUUCAACCUUUUCUCCCCCUUCACAGUGGGAUAGGGACUCCAUACCUCUUCGACUACGAGGCCGUGACGUGGCUCCUAGACUGAAGAAAUAUGUUAACCCAAAUCUAGUCAUUCCUCUCGACCCGGCAUGGAUUCCGGGGCAGCCAGGGGAUCACAACAACGAAUACAGCCUCUUUCCACACAAUGGGAUUUCAGCAGCUGAGUGGGGGUCGGUUUAA